This is a messenger RNA of Mus musculus (house mouse), 711 nucleotides long. Its product is annotated as cDNA sequence AY074887. NCBI's taxonomy places the organism in Eukaryota, Metazoa, Chordata, Mammalia, Rodentia, Muridae. Bases 116 to 514 code for a protein of 132 amino acids. The record is from RefSeq and is marked validated. The transcript has a single exon.
CCCGGGAGACAGACACCUCGACUCCGCGGCCCCUAAAGGACUGAGCCUCACCAGAGGAAGACGGUGAGGGUGCAGAUCAGCGCCUCUUUACUCAGCUGGAGAAGAACCAACCCGGAUGGCCAAGCAUCCGCGGCGAAUAUGGCUCCCGCGCGUGCGCAGGACUGCGAGGGGGCGGGGCGGGGCGGGAGGACGCGGAAGUUCUCCCAGUGCUGGGGCGGGCUCAGUCUGCCCACGUGGACUGUGCAGAAGCACAACCUCGGCUUUGGCUGCGGUCUGUAUUAGAGGAGGACUGGAGGGAGGAGGGAAGCGUCUAUACCGUGGAGAGUGGAACCAGAUUCCUCCUACGCUUUGCACUCCACUUUCGUUUUCUCUUCUGUACCAUUCUAAUGGAGGCCAGAGUAGCAACUGUAUAGACAAAUCAAAUCGUUUACUCUUCCAGUCUUGCCCCUUAACAGUUUUUCCUUUGUUCUUCCUCUUAGCCUCAUUUUCUCCUUUCUCAGAUCCAACUCUUUAAUUGGGAUAACUUUUGUUCUAAGUUUAAGACUUCUCUUCGCCGGGCAGUGGUGGUGCACGCCUUUAAUCCCUGCACUUGGGAGGCUGAGGCAGGCGGAUUUCUGAGUUCGAGGCCAGCAUGGUCUACAGAGUGAGUUCCAGGACAGCCAGGGGUACACAGAGAAACCCUGUCUCGGACAAAAGAAAAAAAAAAAAAAA